CAACAUCAAGGCCAUGAAACCCUAAACGGUCUCCCAAAUCCCAAAAACUUCAAUCUCCACAAAAUCAAGACCGGUUUUAUUCUCUGUCCAGCGCAUCUCCCUCCUUUCUAGGGUUUAUUCCACGCAAACCACCAAUCCUCCUCCUUCUCCGCCGCCAUCGACACAAUGGACUUCAUUAAAAAACGCAAAGCCGACGAAAACGGCAAUUCAAUCCCCACCGGCACCACUCCCUCAUCCCCAAUCACGCCACUAACCCCCGAAGAAAUCCGUAAAAUCAUCGAACCAUUUACCAAAGACCAACUAUUAGACAUCCUCCAAUCCGCCACGCUCCACCAUUCUGACGUCCUUAACUCUGUCCGUUCCGUAGCCGACGGCGACAUAUCCCUCCGAAAGCUCUUUAUUCGUGGUCUCUCUUCCGAGACAACCUCAGAAACCCUCCGAAUUCUCUUUUCUUCGUCCGGAGAACUCGAAGAAGCUAUUGUUAUUCACGACAAGAACACAGGUAAAUCGAAAGGUUUCGGGUUUAUUACAUUCAAACAUGUAGACGCUGCUAUGCUUUCGAUUAGAGAACCCAGUAAAAAAAUUGAUGGAAGGAUUACUGUUACGCAAUUAGCAUCGAAUAAUUCGAGUACUACUGAUGUUUCGUUAAGGAAAGUAUAUGUUGGGAAUGUGCCUUUUGAGGUUAGUUCUGAGAGGUUGUUGGGUUUUUUUUCAAUGUAUGGUGAGAUUGAAGAAGGCCCGCUUGGGUUUGAUAAAUCGACUGGGAAAUCAAAGGGUUUCGCAUUUCUUAUAUACAAGAAUGAGGAGGGGGCAAAGGCUGCUAUUGCUGAUCCUAUGAAAAAUAUUGAUGGGCAUCAAGUUGUUUGUAAAUUUGCUGCUGAUAAUAGGAAGGUUAAUAAGAAUAGUCAGGUUGGUGCGAUUACACAAACAUCACAACCAUUAACGUAUCCACCGCUAACAGGAAAUUCACAAAAUUAUGGGCCUGCUAGUACUAAUAGCUAUCAGAUCAAUACUUCAAUGACGGGUUCUGGAUAUAAUGGAUCUUAUAGGCAUCCGCCAUAUUUAGGGGCGGGUUUGAAUGAUGGUGGACUGAAUAACGCAGGGGCUUUAAUGUAUAGGAUGCCACAGGCUUCGGGUUCUGGGGUAUAUCCAGAUACCGGGUCUUAUGCAUUGCCUCAGCACCAGCAGCCAUCGUCAAUGUCAAUGCCAAUGCCGCCUCGAUUGCCACAUGGAGCUGGAGGGAUGUAUCAGGGUAUGCCACCAUAUUACUGAAGAUUUGGUCUUUUGCUACACUUGCUCGGGUUGUUUUGGUGGUGCUUCUUAUGGAUGGCCGAGAUGAAGGUGAGGGCUUCUGUCUGAUAGGACGCUCAGCCCAACAUGCUGGAGAUUCAAGAUGGAGGCUGCCUAAAACACUGUUUUGACAUUGUUGCUAGCUGGCCGAAGAGAUCUUUCAACCAAAACACGUUGUUGCUAUUACAUUGUUAAGGCUCAAUGUUUUGCAACUUUGCACCAUAUAGUCUGGCCCUUUUAACAUUGUAAUAUGUUUUUACCUAUGAAUGCGUCAGAGAAAAAAAAAACACAAACAUGUAAUUUUUCAUACUUUGUUCGAUUGUUCUCAAAAGUUGGUUCCUUGGAACAUCUACGGGGUCAAUUGACUUA
This is a messenger RNA of Populus trichocarpa (black cottonwood), 1659 nucleotides long. Its product is annotated as UBP1-associated protein 2C. Gene Ontology annotation, molecular function: RNA binding. The transcript is spliced from 2 exons. The coding region runs from base 166 to 1272 and encodes 368 amino acids. Lineage: Eukaryota; Viridiplantae; Streptophyta; Magnoliopsida; Malpighiales; Salicaceae. The record is from RefSeq and is a predicted model, not a curated record.